UCCAAAGUAAUAAUUUAUUUGACUUGUAUUAGAAGUUAUAUAUGGUGGGGAUUCAAGCGGGUUGGACCUCGAGAGCCACCGUAGAGUACGUGUUUCUGUCAUGGCGGUCCUAUGGUGUCAUUUUGGAGUAUUUGGAGUACAACAUAUGUUUUUACUGUAGUAUAUCAUUAUUUGGACAUGGCAGGAAGCUUCCUAGUAACAUUGUAUGAGUACUCACCACUCUUUUAUAUUAGCGUGGUUUCUUUGUGCUUUUUAGUUACCGCCGCCAUGGUGCUCGGCUGGUUUGGCUUUGACGUCCCAGUGAUUUUACGCAGCUCUGAGGACACAGACUUCCUACCUAGCCCCGAAAAGCAAAUGGUUCAGGUCACCAACCCCUUUUCCCUGGAGAUGGGCUCUGGACGUGCCUCUGUUGCCAACGGUGUGCAGUUGAAGCCCUGUUGUUUGGAGCCCUGUGUCCUUAGCUGCUUCUGGGGCUGCGAGGUCGGUGCCCUACAGGAAGCCCUGCAGGGGGGAGCCAGGCUCAGUACACCCCAACAUUUCCAGGAAGCACUGCGUCACCGUUACCUCCACUGCCAGAGCUUCGACGUCAGCAGUGCAGACCAAGAGGAACAUCACACACACAUACCCGCUGAUCAGGGAAUCACUGAUUUGGGCCCGUUGCCCAGGCAACGCUAUCCGCUUGUGGCGGUGCUGACCUUGGCGGGACAAGAAGCCCGAGAUACUUACAACUUUGUGUCCAGUGUGAGUGUUGUUCACGUGCCUGAUGAGAAAUACAAAAUGUCUGCAAGGAUCCUCUUUCAGUACCUCCUCACCUCUCAAGGGAGCAUGUAUGACUUAAAGCCUCUCUUCAUGUCAGCUAACUCCAUGGGGGACUCUGACCCGACCGAGCUCCCCGGUGCGCCUGAGGACGAGGAGGAGGCUAGCAGGGUGUCAUCAUCGGUGCUUGAGGAAGAGGAAGAGGACGACUGGUCUGAGGGGCGCGGCAGAGACUGUGUGGUGUGUCAGAAUGCGUCCGUCAACAGAGUCCUGCUGCCCUGCAGACACGCGUGCGUGUGCAACAGCUGUGCGUGUCGCUUCCAACACUGUCCCAUCUGUAGGGCCUUCAUCCUGGAGUCCUUCGCCCUCACUCUGCCUCCGCCUCAACUCUGACAUCAAACGUUUGGACUUUGGUCUUGUGAAUGUUUGUGCACACUGAAGACGUGUAUACAGCGGUGCCUCAAGAUACGAGUUGACAUGGUUCUGUGACGCAGCUUGUGUUACAAAACAGCGAUUCCAAUGUGGUCAAUGUUUAACCUCUUUAAACGCCCCCUGGUGGUGGCCAAGGUAUUGUUUGUUGUUGUAUUAUAAACUAUAAUAUCCAUCCAUCUUCCUCCGCUUAUCCAAAGUCAGUUAUGUGUGACCAUGUGUGUUGACUUUUUGUGCUGGUUGAAUCUUUUUUUCUGCGCCAUGACAAAGGAAGGUUGUUUGGAUUGUGUCAUAUAUGUAAAUGCUGUGCCGACGCUUCACUUUCACGGGUCGUUGAUCUGAAUGACUCACAUUGUCUACCAGACGGCAGCAAAUAUUAGGUAUUCAGAGACCGGCUGUUAUUUAAAAGUAAUUUGAAAGCACUCCCAGAUGCGAUGCUUUGUCGAAUUCAUGACGUCUACCAGGCCAUGCUGGCUGACAGUUUAGACACCUCUGCUGUAGACUAAUUGUAUUGCUUGUGUCCUGUCACCUUUCGCCCAAACUCAGCUGGGGUAGGUUCCAGCUUCCCUUUCAAGAUGUGUAAUAUAGAAAAUGGAUAUGCUAACUGUAUAUUGAUGUAUAAAUUAUCAUUAUGUGUGAAAAUAA
Messenger RNA from Nerophis lumbriciformis (worm pipefish), 1830 nucleotides. RefSeq names its product cell growth regulator with ring finger domain 1 (gene cgrrf1). NCBI's taxonomy places the organism in Eukaryota, Metazoa, Chordata, Actinopteri, Syngnathiformes, Syngnathidae. Gene Ontology annotation, biological process: negative regulation of cell growth. The record is from RefSeq and is a predicted model, not a curated record.